UCAGAGAGAUGAUGGACGACCAUCAGAGUCUGUCUGAGAACAUGUCGACAGUCAUCAUGUUACUUAGGGUCUUCUUUCUUCCUGGUGUCUUUGCUGAACGUUGUGGUGGUCAUACAGCUGGCUUUGUCAUUACAACACCAAAGCCCAUUGUAGCACUGAGUGGAUCGUGUUUSCAUGUACMAUGUAGCUUCAMAWUUSAARAUGGAGAAAAUGAUUUUAACAAUGGAAAACAAGCCACUGCAGCAUGGAUUCCAAGUGAUAACAAUAUUUUUGACAUCAGUCAGGGAGUUAAUAACCAUGAUAUAAAUAUUACUGGAGACAUAAAACAGAAAAACUGCACCACUGUGUUUUCUGAUAUCAAGACAACACAACAAACUGAAUACUUCCUCAGAAUAGAGAGAGGUAGAUACAGGGGAACAGCUUGUUCUAUUCCUCUUCAGAUUAAAGUUCAAGAUAAUCCGCAGGAACCCAGAAUUGAAUCUGACCUCAGUGACCUGAAGGAGCAUCAGUCUGUCACUGUAACCUGCUCAGCUUUCACUCCCUGUCCAAACUCACCUCCUGAACUCACCUGGAAUCUCCAACAAGACUCUCUCAGACAAACAGAGAAAAACACAGAUGGAACCUUUACAACUAAAAUCCAGGAGAACAUCACUCUGUCAGACACACAUGAUGGAUACAACAUCACAUGUUCUGCCAGAUAUCCUGUGAUUGGARGAAACAAGACAGCAGAGACWGAAGUGACUCUCAGUGUUUCAUAUGCUCCUAGAAACACCUCAGCAUCCAUCAGUCCAUCAGGUUUGGUGUCAGCAGGUAKCUGGGUGGAGCUGAGCUGCUCCAGCAGAGCCAAACCUCCACCCAGAUUCACCUGGUUCWGGAWYARCAAASAUGGAGMCAUKAAUGURUCURUGGAGCWGGUUUACAGCUUCAUUGCUACUGAGGAAGGAGAGUUUUACUGUGUGGCUACAAAUCAUCUGGGUCAAAACAGAUCACCUCUGAUGGUUGUUACUAUUAAAGGGUCUGGACUUGGUAUCUACACUAAAAUAAAGAUCCUAGGAUUGGUAAUGCUCUGUGGUGCAAUCAUCAUCUUUGAGUGCUGCUUCAGAUUCUCCAAGAGACUGAUGAAGGUCACUGAAGAAGCAGACGAUGCUAACAGAGUAAUGGAGGUUCAGGCAUCAUGAGUCACAAGGCAACGAUAAAGAUGCUAAAUUUAAUCUGAGGAGGAUUUUUAUAUGUCCUCAUCCUGUUUUCUGUCUGUGAAGGUGUUAUUUUUAUAGUAAUUUGUAAUGUUUUAUUUAGCUAAAGCAUCCAAGCAAC
This is a messenger RNA of Poecilia reticulata (guppy), 1314 nucleotides long. The record is from RefSeq and is a predicted model, not a curated record. NCBI's taxonomy places the organism in Eukaryota, Metazoa, Chordata, Actinopteri, Cyprinodontiformes, Poeciliidae.